Molecule: messenger RNA, 1434 nt
Organism: Polyodon spathula (Mississippi paddlefish)
Lineage: Eukaryota; Metazoa; Chordata; Actinopteri; Acipenseriformes; Polyodontidae
Product: transmembrane protein 212-like
Exons: 3
Coding region: 79-654 (191 amino acids)
Source: RefSeq, a predicted model, not a curated record
ACAUUAUACACAGAGAAAUGGCAUAGAAACAUUGAGUAUUAUACAAGGACAAACCACAAAGGAGCUUACCUGUUCAAAAUGGGGGCUAUGUACCGCUACAUUGGGGGAACGCUGCUUGCCUUUGGUCUUCUCAGUUUGUUUUCUGGGGUUCUUGCUUUUUUUCCAGUUUUCAGCUACAAGCCCUGGUACAUUGGCUGGAGUGUCAAAAUUGCCACUCCAAUCUGGAACGGAGUUUUGGCCAUCAUUGCAGGCACGUGUGUACUGCUGGCGUACAGAGAACAGACAAAAAGAUCACUGUGGGAAGUUAGCUACACCUUUGCCAUCAUGUGUACCAUGCUCUCUCCAAUACAAUUCGCAAUUGCCAUUGCCUCCAUCUUGAUUGGCCCAUAUUGUUACUACACAUUCGCUGGAGCUGUUGGAACCAAUUACCUUGGCUACGCUGUGGAGCUCCCGUUUCCCUAUGCCAAGUUUCAGAAUGUAUGUCAGGACCCAUUGUUCUAUCAAUGGUAUCACCUGGCCCUGCAGCUCCUAGACCUUGUCACCAGUGUCAUUAUCUUCAGCUUAUCCCUGAUCUUUAUUAUCAGGCUGACAAUGAGGCUCCACAAAAUUGGAAAUUUAAAUGUAAGUACGUUUAUAGAACAGCACAGCCAAUGAGAAUCGAUCCCCCUAUCUGAGUCGCUCAGAAAUUGCAGCAUUGUAAAGCUGUAUUUUCAAUCUUUACAACAAAAUAACAUUCAAAUAUUGGGACAGUUCCACAUGUGUUCAUUUAAUUAAAAAGCCCUUUCAUGAUCUCUGAGAGUACCUGUAUUUUAAUUCCCUGCUUUUCUAUCACAGAAUAUACAUUGCAUUUUACAUAAGAGAUUUAAAAGAUAUUUUUAUGUGGAGUAUGUGCCUUCUUCUGUGUCACAAAAUUCAGAGUAAUUAACAUGGCAAUGUGUAAAUGAGAGUAUGCAUUGCUCACCUGUACUGCAUGAAUGGAUAUGUAGAGUGUCAAGGCGGCUCAAGUUAGUUGGAGAUUUGCAUUCUCUGCAUAGGUAAUUUGAGGUACAGGUACUGAUCUUUAUCACUACCGUUUUAGUUUAUAGAAUAAUAUGGUUUAUCUGCUGUGUGAACUUAAACACAGAAAACUCAAGUAUGCAUUAGCACAGGGACUGCCCUGGAUCAGAGAAUGACCCUUCAUGCACAAAUUCAACCCAGUGGACUUUACCAUAGUUAUCAUGGCGUUUUUAAUUACUGAGACAUUGCUUGAAUUGUUUAGAUGAUUUAUCCUAAACAUUGUCAAAAUAAAUAGAAAGGGACUCCCAUUUGAUGUGCCAUCAGGAAAUUGCAGGAGAAAAUAAGUUUUGCCUCUCUAGAUUAAAAAUAGCCCCAAUCUCUUUCCAUGUUAGGAUCGGUAUAAGGUAGACAGAUUAUGUAAUCCAUAUUGUUCUUUAU